UUAUGAUGUGUUACCCCCAAAAUAUCGACAAUCUAUAUAUGUUUGCACUGUAUAGAUACAUAAUAUGCAUGGCAUGCCCUGCCCCCACAAACUUAAAAAUUGCCAACCUCCCCAUGUUACACAUGUCCCUACACUAGUUUCAUUUUCUUCUUCUUCUUCUUUUUGUUUUUUCAAUUUCAUUUUUUUCUUUUUACUAGUAUAUAUAUAUAUAUAUCAAUCCACCCUUAACUUACAGCUGGUAGUAGCUAGAUCUAAAAUAUUAUGUGUUCGUCAAAGUCUAAAAAAGUAGUAAAGCAGAAGAGCAGUAGCAUCAAUGGCUUGAUCCGCCCUGUGCUUCAGCCUAACUGCAUUAAUCGGAGCCCUCUCCUUGAAACUGAAAGGUUCAAUUCCAUUCCCCUUCUAUUAAUCCACAAUUCAUCCUCCUCUUCUUCUUCUUCUUCUUCUUCUUCUUCUCCAAUUCCAACCAACAAUUCUACUAGUAUUAGUAUUGAAUUUGAAGGUGCUACUACAAAACCAGCUGCUGUUAACUCCGCAAAACCUGCAUCUAAAUCUUCUCUCACCCCCAAGUCCAGGUCCAUCGAUCAUCAUCAUCAUCAACCGUAUUCUUCAUCGUCAUCAUCCAGAUGUAGCACUAGCUUCAAAUACACUUCCUCUGCCAUUGUUGAUGCACCAGGAACCAUUGCAGCAGCCAGAAGGGAGCAGGUCGCCAUUACUCAAGAGCAGAGGAAAUUGCGUAUCUCUCAUUACGGAAGAACUUCAUCCUCCGAUCAUCAUCAUCAAUAUUCCUCUUCCCUUCCCACCAUUAAUAAUAAUAAUAAUAAUAAUCACUUCAUUCAGAGAUGCAGUUUCAUCACCCCUAAUUCAGAUCCCAUCUAUGUGGCUUAUCACGACGAAGAAUGGGGGGUGCCUGUCCAUGAUGACAAAAUGCUGUUUGAAUUGCUGGUUUUAACCGGUGCACAAGUUGGAUCGGAUUGGAGUUCAGUGUUGAGGAGGAGAGAAGAUUUUAGGAAGGCGUUCUCGAGAUUUGAUGCAGAUAUAAUUGUUUCCAAAUUCUCCGAGGAAAAGAAGAUUAAUCUCAUCACUUCUCAUUAUGCUCUCGACUUGACCCUCGUCAGGGCUGUCGUCGACAACUCCAAAAGGAUCCUUGAGAUAAAGAAGGAAUAUGGGUCAUUUGACAAGUAUGUGUGGGGAUUUGUGAAUGACAAGCCUAUUGUGACUCAAUACAAGUGGUGCCACAAGAUUCCGGCAAAGACAUCAAAAUCGGAGACGAUAAGCAAGGACAUGGUCAGGAGAGGUUUCCGGCAUGUGGGACCCACCAUCAUACACUCUUUUAUGCAGGCUGCCGGCCUUACCAACGACCACUUAAUCACUUGUCCAACCCACCACAUCAACUUAAUUCAUUAAUUCAUUCAUUAAUACUAAGAUCUUAUAAAUUCAUCCAUCUUCCUCUGCUCGAUCAUCAUCAUCAUCAUCAUCAUCAUCAUAUAUCCAUAUCUACUUAAUCAUGAAUUCAUUCAUUGGAAUUAUUAAUAUUUAAUACGACCUACUAAUUAUCGUUCAGUUCUAGCUAGCUACUAAUUAAUUAGCUGCAUACAUCAUGUAAAUGUUGAUUAUAAUUAAUAUCUCUACGUUUAUAGGAAUAUUUAUGGAUCCAACUAGGUAGUAGCUAAUUAAUUACAUUCGAUGACACAAACCUUGUGUUUAUAUAUAUAGCUAGCUCAUAUAUAUAUGUAGCAGCUUCAAGUGUGUGUUUGCUGCGUACGUGUGAGCGAGAGAUUUCUUUUGUUUUGCUUUGGCUUUGUUUUAAUUUGCUUGGACUUUAUUAUGUAAUUUGAUCAAUAUUGAUGGAUUGCUUUCAUUUUGAUUUGCAUGCACAUCAUAUAUAUGAUAUAUCAUUUCCUUUA
This is a messenger RNA of Erythranthe guttata (spotted monkey flower), 1904 nucleotides long. RefSeq lists its product as uncharacterized. The record is from RefSeq and is a predicted model, not a curated record. Lineage: Eukaryota; Viridiplantae; Streptophyta; Magnoliopsida; Lamiales; Phrymaceae. Gene Ontology annotation, biological process: base-excision repair. Gene Ontology annotation, molecular function: DNA-3-methyladenine glycosylase activity.